Messenger RNA from Orycteropus afer afer, 1362 nucleotides. RefSeq names its product cytidine/uridine monophosphate kinase 2 (gene CMPK2). Lineage: Eukaryota; Metazoa; Chordata; Mammalia; Tubulidentata; Orycteropodidae. Gene Ontology annotation, cellular component: mitochondrion; cytoplasm. The coding region runs from base 1 to 1362 and encodes 453 amino acids. The record is from RefSeq and is a predicted model, not a curated record. Gene Ontology annotation, biological process: dUDP biosynthetic process; dTTP biosynthetic process; dTDP biosynthetic process. The transcript is spliced from 5 exons. Gene Ontology annotation, molecular function: dTMP kinase activity.
AUGGCCUUUGACAGCCUCCUGUCCGCCCUGCUCCUGCUCAGGCGACUCUCCCGGCAGUUGCGGCACAGGCGCCGGGCCUGCACGCGGACCAUGGUUCCGGACCGUUGCUUCGCCCUGGAGCUCCCCGACUGUACUUUGGCUCACUUCACUCUUUGCCCUGACGCCCCUGGUAAUUCUCAAGGAGCCUGCCAGCAUCCCCGCCUGGGCACGAUCCUGGGCUCCCCAGGACGCAGCUACUCCCUCUGUGUGCCGGUGGGGCCCGAGGCUGGUUAUGGGACCCGGGUCCGUGCUGCUAAGCUGCACCAGCGGCUGCUGCACCAGCUGCGUCGCGAUCCGUUCCGGCAAUGCCAGCUGCAGAGGCUGCUCUCCUACUGCCCCGGAGACCAGCCUGAGAGCGCGCAGCAUGGCUUCCUGCUUCGUGACCCCCGGGACUGCCUGGAAACCAGGCGGGCCCUGACUGAGCUACUGGGAGCGUGCAAGGAGACCCCGCCCUUGCAUCUGGGGGAAUUUGAGACCGACCCGCACGGCCAGCUGUGGCAGCGGAUGUGGGCUCUACAGGACGGCCAGUGGCUGGAGGUGGGCUGUGCGCUAGUGAUGUCCACCCAGGAGCCCUCGCUGCACCCGGUUUUGCCAGACCUGCCUAGCUCCGCGAUCUUCCCCAGCCGAGAAGCAGCCCGGGCAGUUUUGGAGGCGUGUACAUCCUUUAUUCCUGAAGCCCAAGUGAUGCUUGACCUAGUAGACCAGUGCCCAAAGCAGCUCCAGAAAGGAAAGUUCCCAGUAAUUGCCAUAGAAGGACUGGAUGCUACUGGUAAAACCACAGUGACCCAGUCUGUUUCGGAUUCACUGAAGGCUGUCCUCUUAAAGUCACCACCAUCUUGUGUUGCUCAGUGGAGGAAAAUCUUUGAUGAUGAACCAACUAUCAUAAGAAGAGCUUUUUACUCUUUGGGCAAUUAUAUUGUGGCUUCUGAAAUAGCUAAAGAAUCUACCCAAUCUCCUGUGAUUGUAGACAGGUACUGGCACAGCACAGCCACUUAUGCCCUAGCCACUGAGAUAAGUGGUGGUCUUCAGCAUCUGCCCCCAGCCCAUCACCACAUAUACCAGUGGCCAAAAGACCUGCUCAAGCCAGACCUUGUCCUGCUGCUCACUGUGAGUCCUGAAGAGAGAGUGCAGAGGAUUGCAGGUCGGGGGAUGAAGAAGACCAGAGAAGAAGCUGAACUUGAGGCCAACAACGUAUUUCGUCAAAAGGUAGAAAUGUCCUACCAGCGGAUGGAGAACCCCAGCUGUCAUGUGGUUGAUGCCAGCCCCUCUAGAGAAAAGGUCCUCCAGACUGUUCUAAGCCUAAUCAGAAAUAACUGUAAUUAA